Molecule: messenger RNA, 3672 nt
Organism: Rhinichthys klamathensis goyatoka
Lineage: Eukaryota; Metazoa; Chordata; Actinopteri; Cypriniformes; Leuciscidae
Product: transcription factor SOX-13-like
Exons: 14
Coding region: 57-1907 (616 amino acids)
Biological process (GO): regulation of transcription by RNA polymerase II; cell fate commitment
Cellular component (GO): nucleus
Molecular function (GO): DNA-binding transcription factor activity, RNA polymerase II-specific; RNA polymerase II cis-regulatory region sequence-specific DNA binding
Source: RefSeq, a predicted model, not a curated record
GGGACGUCACUGGGCAGUUUUACUAAAGAGGUGUCCACCGUCUUCCACCUAACAACAUGAGUUGCUUCUACAUGUUUCCACACUGGCAAGUGAAACGGUUUCCAAGAGACGACCCGAAGACGAUGAAAACUGACCACAUGCUCUUGAGAAUGUGUGAGCCCAGUCCACCUGCUCUGCAUCCCCAUGCCAAGAGCAAUGUGACCAUGGUGGGUGUUGGUAUCAAGCUUGAAGACGACGAAUUGGGAGGCAGAUUUGUCAACCGGGAAUCCUCUCCGAUCUGUGAUUGGUCAGUUGAGAAGUCAGCGCCACCUAACGCACACUUGAGUUCUCCUCCCAGUAAAGAACUGCUACGUUCACACACACCUGCCAGUCAAGAUGGAGGCAGCAGAGCCUACGACAAGACUGACAGCAAACCUAACGUCAGUGAGGUGAUGCCCACAAUUGAAAAGCUUCUGAAUACAGACUGGAAAGAAAAGUUCCUUGGGAAGGGUCUUCAGGCCAGUGUCAACUUAAAAGGAACCCCAGAGAGUCUGGCAGAGAAGGAGUUUCAGUUGUUGUUGAUGAUAAACCAGCUCUCUGGUCUGCGAGAGCAGCUGCUAGGAGCUCAUUCAGAGCAGAGGAAUAUGGCUGCUCUACUGCUGGAGAAACAGCAGCAACAGAUGGAAUUGGCAAGACAGCAGCAAGAACAGAUUGCCAAACAGCAGCAGCAGCUGAUACAGCAGCAACAUAAAAUCAAUUUACUGCAGCAGCAAAUUCAGCAGGUAAACAUGCCGUAUGUUAUGAUCCCCGCCUUUCACCCCAACGCCCAGCCGUUGCCAGUCACCUCUGAGGCCCAGAUGGGUUUACCUCUGCAGCCCAUUCCCUGCAAACCAGUGGAAUAUCCCAUGCAAUUGCUGCCCAAUCCACACUCCAAAAGGUCCAGUGGUUCAGUCUUUCGCCAGGACACCAGUCAACCUCUCAACCUCACGGCUAAACCCAAGACCCCAAGCCCCCAGGCACUGGAACUGGCCCACAUGCAGUCAGGGUACCGACCCAGAGAUCUGCCCCAUAGCCCUCCUCGAUCUGCCCUCAGCCUAAGCUUCUUGGGAGAGGGUGAUGUUGUGACACAAGCCAUUCAUGAUGCCCAGCAGCUGUUGCGUGGAGGACAAGGCCCGACGGGCAGAGAGAGGGACCGUGAGAGGGACAACAACACAAGGCUGGAGGCGUCUCGAGACCGGAUGGAUGAAGGACAGUGCCUGAGGACGAAUGAGGACCACCUCAGCAGUGACUCUGAGGGACAGAUGGCAAUCUCUGUUGUGGGAAGCUAUGGUGAAUCCCGGACUCCCUCCUCUGGCCACAUCAAACGUCCCAUGAACGCCUUCAUGGUGUGGGCCAAAGACGAAAGGCGACGUAUCCUGCAGGCGUUCCCUGACAUGCACAACUCCAGUAUCAGCAAGAUCCUUGGUUCCCGUUGGAAGUCCAUGUCCAAUCAGGAGAAGCAGCCGUACUAUGAAGAGCAGGCCAGAUUGAGUCGGCAGCACCUGGAACGUUACCCAGACUACAAAUACAAACCCCGGCCAAAGCGCACCUGUAUUGUAGAGGGAAGACGACUGAGGGUGGGAGAGUACAAGGCCAUGAUGAAGAGUCGACGACAGGAGCAACGAGUAACGUACCCUCCGAGCCAAUCAGAGCAGCAGCUACCGUACCCCCCCAGUGAAGUACAGUACCCGACCACACCUGUGUCCAUGACCACUUUGCCCUUGCACCCUGCCCUCCUGGAGCACUACCUCCCCCGGGCUCUGGAGCCCCCGCAGAUCCGAGGUGACGAGACACAGGAGGCCGCGCGGCCCCGACAGCCCUACAGCGAAGGGGAGGAGAGUGACACGGGCGAACGCAGUGAGGGAGAGCUGGUUGUCCUCACCGACUGAGAUGAAACGAGGAAAGGAUGGGAGGACAGAGAGGGUGGAAAAUGCAAGAGGGGGAAUGAGAUGGAGAAAAUAAUCGGAAGAGUUUGGAAUCUCUACAACGUGAUGGUGUCCAAAAAAAUGGUAUAGGUCAGUGUUUUCCGGUCCAGUUUUGAGGAUGUCCUUGCAAACUGGUUUCAAACCUGCCAGAUCGGUCACAUGGUCCUCUGGGGUUGGUUAGGGAGGCAGCAGACAUGAUGACAAGUAGUUAAAUUAAGGAUAGAUAUUUUAUAUUUCAGAUUUUCCCAGUGGUGUAGGCCAGGCAUACAGGAUAGGUCUUACACACUGACCAGAGCCUGGAAAAAGCAAGACUUUUUCAAUCUACAAUAUUCGCUGUUAGACUGCAGAUCUUGAGUCGUUUGAAGGCACUGUGGAGCUGGUGUUGCAAAAGUAAAGGUUAUCUGUAAAGUGCAUAAGAAAAUGUUAGGGAAUCGACUCUUCUAGAAGGGGUAUAGAUACGUAUAUUCACGGUCGCCUUGUUUGAAAAAGUUCCACAGAUUAUACAGUGUCAAAUAAUAGAAUGCAUAAGAAGGAACGGUUCACCCAAAAAUGAAAAUGAGAUUAGAGCGAGUAAACAGUGACAAAAAUAUAAUUUUUGGAUGAACUAUUUCUUGAAAUAGCCAAUAGAUGGAGAGCUCUGAACGAUUAGCCAUAUAUAUAUAUAUUUAAAAAAAACUAAAGCCUGUGUGCUUUAUAAUGCUUCUUGAUGUCACCAGGGUUUUCCUGCAAAAGUUCCUGUUAAGACUGUGCCAAGGUACUUUCCAGAGCUCAAGGGCUGAGCAAAAAAGAAAACAAGUGGACUUAGAAAAAGGAAGGAACAUUCCCGAACUCCUUGUCCAGUUUAUUAUAUCUAGUUAUCAGAUGACGAUUAUAGGCUGUUCUGUUACAGAGAUUUAAGUAGCCUGCCCCUUUAAGACUCUGUCUGAGGGCAGUGAAGGACUGCAGACUUUCUUCAGGUUGGUGGCGUCCUCUGCUGUUUGAAUCUGGGUACUGCACUUAAAAUAUUACCCUAAGUCAAAAUCUUUUUUUAUUUUAUUUAGUGCAGAAUAAUCACUUGAAAGGCACUUUUUUCCAUCUAAUAUAUUUUUUCAUACCCUCAUGACUCAUAAUAGAACAAUUGUUUUUUUCAGAGUAGAAUUUUGCACUUGUGUAUAUAUAUGCAAAUAAUUUCUACUAUUCAUUUUGUGAAAGGACAUGUGAAUAAUACCCCUCAAAUUACUCCCAUUUUUAAAAUUUGGUUUACUUUUCUAUUUUAGUGUGUAUAUAGAGUGAGUUUGUGCUGAAGAAAAUAACUGAGUUACCAUUCCCGCAGUUCUCUUGACUGGGCCCGUAUUAUUGGGCUGCUCGUCUAUUUACAGUUGAGAUGAAAUGUAAACAUUUUGUGAAAAAAAAAAAGAAGGAAAAAAACCUUUAUAUUUUAAAGAGGAGAUUUUAGAAAGGAUUUGCCACUGAAUGGAUUGCUAUGCUAAACCUUAUAUGUUAAAGAAAUUAUGAUGUAUAAACUGGAUACAGAAAUGCAGUUUGUAUUUUGUCUGUUGAGGCUAAACUGGAAAAAUUACAAUCCAGACACGUUGCAAAACCAGCUGAUGUAAAAUAUAGAUAUAGACUUUAUUUUGUUUAUAAAAGUGUAUAAUUUAAAGGUGUACAUGUUUUUUUUUUCUGUAUGUUGCAUUUUUCCAAGCAAGUUUUGUGGUUUGUUUUUGAAGCAUAAAUAAAAAUGUUAUGUUUA